UUGACGGUGUGGUUGUCCCCACAGGCAGCAGCAAUGGGGAGCAAACCGGGCCCAGUUCAGAUAGUGACGGUGUGCAAGGAGGAUCACUCCUUUACGCUGGACGAGGAAGCGCUCGAGCGCGUCCUCUUGACCCCGACCGUGCGAGACAAAAAUGUGGUGGUGCUUUCGGUGGCCGGCGCCUUCAGGAAGGGCAAGAGCUUCCUGCUCGACUUCAUGUUGCGAUACAUGUACAGAAAGGGUGACGAAAACUGGCUGGGUAACGACGACGAGCCCCUGACGGGAUUCUCCUGGCGAGGUGGCUCGGAACCGGAGACGACCGGCAUCCAGAUCUGGAGCGAGGUCUUCCCCAUCCAGAAAAGUGAUGGAAGCGAGGUGGCAGUAAUGCUUAUGGACACUCAGGGAGCUUUUGAUAACCAGUCCACAGUGAAAGACUGUGCCACCAUCUUUGCCCUCAGCACCAUGACCAGCUCCAUUCAGAUUUACAAUUUGUCCCGGAACAUCCAAGAAAAUGACCUGCAGCAGCUACAGGUUUUCACCGAGUACGGCCGGCUGGCCUUGGAUGAAAUCUUCCUGAAGCCUUUCCAGUCCUUGAUGUUCCUCAUCCGCGACUGGAGCUUCCCCUACGAGUACACGUACGGCUUUAAAGGAGGCAAUGAAUUCCUGGAGAAACGAUUACAGGUCAAGGAGGCCCAGCACGAGGAGCUGCAAACGGUGAGGGAGCACAUCCACUCCUGCUUCACCAACAUUUCCUGCUUCCUGCUGCCACACCCUGGUUUGAGAGUUGCCACCAGCCCGACUUUUGAAGGACAACUUAAUGCGGUGGCACCAGAGUUCAAAGAGCAGCUGAAGAUUUUGAUCCCCGAUCUCCUGCAUCCCGACAACCUGGCCGAGAAGGAGAUCAAUGGAAACAAAGUCACCUGCAGAGGCCUGCUGGAGUACUUCAAGGCUUACAUCAAGAUUUACCAGGGAGAGGACUUGCCCCAGCCAAAGACUAUGCUCAUGGCGACAGCGGAGGCCAACAACCUGGCAGCCGUGGCGGCGAGUAAAGAUCAGUAUUACAGGAACAUGGAGAAGAUGUGUGGCGGAGACCUGCCCUAUGUGUCUCCUGAGUCACUGGAGGAGAAGCACCAAUUUUACUUCAAGGAGGCUCUCUUCUCCUUCUCCUCCACCAAGAAGAUGGGCGGCCAGGAGUUUUGCGACCGCUACCAAGAGCAGCUGGAGAAGGAGCUGGUGGAGAUGUGGGAGUCGUUCACCAAGCACAACGAGGUCAGCAACAUUAGUUGCGCACGUUAGCUCAGCUCUGCAGGA
Molecule: messenger RNA, 1308 nt
Organism: Syngnathus typhle (broad-nosed pipefish)
Lineage: Eukaryota; Metazoa; Chordata; Actinopteri; Syngnathiformes; Syngnathidae
Product: atlastin-3-like
Exons: 11
Coding region: 34-1293 (419 amino acids)
Biological process (GO): endoplasmic reticulum organization; protein homooligomerization
Molecular function (GO): GTPase activity; GTP binding
Source: RefSeq, a predicted model, not a curated record